Messenger RNA from Nematocida major, 501 nucleotides. RefSeq lists its product as uncharacterized. Gene Ontology annotation, biological process: regulation of transcription by RNA polymerase II. The transcript has a single exon. Gene Ontology annotation, molecular function: RNA polymerase II cis-regulatory region sequence-specific DNA binding; DNA-binding transcription factor activity, RNA polymerase II-specific. The record is from RefSeq and is a predicted model, not a curated record. NCBI's taxonomy places the organism in Eukaryota, Fungi, Microsporidia. The coding region runs from base 1 to 501 and encodes 166 amino acids.
AUGGAUAGCAUAGAAAAUGGCAAAAAAUAUCGAGAAGAUGCGAAGAAAUCUUCAAGCGCAAAGAGAAGAAGGGAAACAGAUGAGGAAAGCACAGGCUACUCUAUGGAAAGCGAGCAUGACCACUUUGAGUGGGAAAAAGGAACAAGCAUGCAGCCAUUCAAUAUCCUGGCGAAGUGCGCUGCAAAAGAGCUGAGGGAGCUCACCAAAAGCUCAUACGACAAGGAAAACAACAGCCUGGGAGACCUGGAGUCUGACUCAGAAAGCGACCUGCUAAACAUGGAGUUUCCAUGCGCAAUGGUCGGCGGAAAGAAGGUGUACAAAUGCACUUUCCAAGGAUGCAACAAAAGCUUUCCUUCUCUCAGCAGAAUGAGAAGACACUACAUUAUACACACAGGCGCAAAGCCAUUCAAAUGCUUAAACUCGAAGUGUAACAAAACGUUUUCUCGAAGGGACAACAUGAUUCAGCAUUACAAAGGGCAUUGUCUCCACACAAAUGUGUGA